Astyanax mexicanus (Mexican tetra) is the source of this 2252-nucleotide messenger RNA. RefSeq names its product growth hormone secretagogue receptor type 1. Gene Ontology annotation, cellular component: plasma membrane. Bases 68 to 913 code for a protein of 281 amino acids. The transcript has 4 exons. Gene Ontology annotation, molecular function: growth hormone secretagogue receptor activity. The record is from RefSeq and is a predicted model, not a curated record. Lineage: Eukaryota; Metazoa; Chordata; Actinopteri; Characiformes; Acestrorhamphidae. Gene Ontology annotation, biological process: hormone-mediated signaling pathway; G protein-coupled receptor signaling pathway.
UCACCUCCAUCAGCGGCACAGACAGUGGGAGGCAUGACCUUAUUUGCAUCACUUCCUGUGUAGGUCAAUGGACAGAAACAUGAUGAGAAGCACCACCUACCUGUACCUGAGCAGCAUGGCUGUUUCCGACAUCCUCAUGCUGGCAUUGAUGCCCCUCGACCUGUACAAGUUGUGGUGGUACCGCCCCUGGUUGCUAGGUGACGCGGUUUGUAAGCUUUCGCAGUUUGUAAGCGAGUGCUGCACAUUCUCAUCCAUCCUGCAUAUGACUGCUCUGGGGGCGGAGCGUUACCUGGCCGUGUGCUUCCCCCUCAGGGCCCGCCUCCUGGUGACGCGUGGACGUGUCCGCGCACUGAUUGGCGGACUCUGGGGCGUGGCCGUGCUGAGCUCUGCCCCUGUAAUGGCCCUGGUGGGCGUGGAGCGUGUGGGGGGCGGGGACGCAGAGUGUCGCAGUACGCAAUUCGCCCAGAGCUCAGGGCUGAUGACCGCCAUGCUGUGGCUCUACAACCUGUACUUCAUCAUCCCUCUCGCUCUGCUCACCCUCCUGUACGGCCUGAUCGCCCGUACCCUGCGCCAGCGUGCUCAUGCCCACCGUGACAACACACAUCGACAGACCCUCAGGAUGAUGGUGGUGAUAGUGUUGGUAUUUGUGUUGUGUUGGUUGCCGUUCCACGUGGGCCGGACUCUGUUCUCCCUGACCCCCGAGCCCGGAGCCGGUCUGUAUUACAUCAGUCAGUAUCUGAACCUUGUCUCCUUCGUGCUCUUCUACCUGAGCGCAGCCAUCAACCCGCUGCUCUACAACUUCCUGUCCGCACGUUAUCGCGCCAACGUCCGCAGCAUGCUUCACCUACCACCAGGCCCUGCCACAGAGCUGCGCCACAGAGCCCAUCCCUCCCUUUCCAGCACACACUUCUGAGCCUGGCCUGCACUGCAGGGCUCACUGCUGUCAGUGGAGCUGCAUGCCUCACUGUGGAGCUGCACCACAGGGCUCACAGCUCCCUCUCCAGCACAUCUGUCACUUGAGCUCCACUGCAGAGCUGCACCACAGGGCUCAAAUCUUUGACUCCAGCCUGGGCCGCCCGCAGAGUGGUGGUAUAGAGCUCGCACGGUUCUAACCUGGCUUUUGGAACUGGGCCAUAGGUCCCGGUUGCUUUUCGAUCCAGCACACACUACUAACUGCUGUGAUUUAUGUGUGUGUGUGUGUGUCUUUCAUAGACUGAGUGGAUUCUGGGAAGAAAUUGGCUUCAGCAUGGAGCUCUCCAGGAACUGAGCCCCCAGGACGCCCAUUAGUGUCAGUCUGUCUGUCAGAUAGACAGACUUUGUGUUUGUGUCUUGUGUGUGUGACUCAGGUCUCAAUCACAGAGACCUGCCAGCUCUAGAGCGGCCACCUGCUGAGGCAGUGUGUGUGUGUGUGUGUGUGUGUGUGUGUGUGGUUUCUCGUUGAGACCUCCAGUGUGUUUAUUCAUAAAGUUUAAUGUGUGUUUAUUGUUUGUAAACGAUGUGUGUGUUUAUAGUGUGUGUUUCUUUAAGAGUGUUAAGGUGAGCUGCCGAGCUGCAGGGUGCCGCUUGGUUGCCGGGUUACGGGUAUUGAGGUCUUUAGAGGUAAUUGAAUAAACGAUAUUACUGUGGGUUCAGAUAUUGGACUGACUGUUCUUACUGCAUCUGUACAGAUACAUUCACACACUUAAACCAUCCAUCAUACUGUGUGUGUGUGUGUGUGUGUGUGUGUGUAUGCUUGUGUAGUACAGCGGUAAAAUGGGCCCUUUGUGAUAAAAAAAAACAGCCUAAAAGAAUACUGAUGCUAGAAUGCUGUACAGUGAUUAAUCAAUACAGCAGUCAGCAUACAGCAGUUUAGCUCCACCCAUUCAGUCUACAGCAGUUUAGCUCCAUUCUUUUUGUCUACAGCAGUUUAGGUCCACCCAUUCUAUCUGUAGCAGAUAAGCCUCAACCAUUCCGUCUACAGCAGUUUAGCUUCACUCAUUCCGUCUACAGCAGUUUGGCUCCACCCAUUCCGUCUAUCACAGUUUAAACCUUACCCCUUCCGUCUACAGCAGUUUAGCGUCAGUCAUUUUGUACUCAUUCUGCAUUCGUACAGCAGUUUAGCUCCACCCAUUCUAUCUGUAGCAGUUAAGCUUCACUCAUUCUGUACUCAUUCUGCAUUCAUACAGCAGUUUACCUCCACCCAUUCUAUCUGUAGCAGUUUAGCCUCACCCAUUCCGUCUACCACAUUUUUACCUCACCCACUCAGUCUACCA